Messenger RNA from Procambarus clarkii (red swamp crayfish), 3117 nucleotides. RefSeq lists its product as uncharacterized. The record is from RefSeq and is a predicted model, not a curated record. Gene Ontology annotation, cellular component: membrane. Gene Ontology annotation, molecular function: transmembrane transporter activity. Lineage: Eukaryota; Metazoa; Arthropoda; Malacostraca; Decapoda; Cambaridae. Gene Ontology annotation, biological process: transmembrane transport.
CGAGAAGGCUCGUUGUUUGGCCUGGUUAACGAGCUCGUUGCUUUGCAGGUUCGGGCGAAGGAACCUGUUGAUGAUUAGCGUGGCUACUGUGGGCAGUCUGGGGCUGGCACUCCACUUUGUCCGGAGACUAAUUGUGUUCCUGAGUCUCCGUUUUAUCCAGGCCAUCUUUGUACAGGGUGUGUAUGUUACGAGUUGGACCCUGGUGGCUGAACUCUUCCCCCCUAGAUGGAGAUGUCGGGCCCUGGUGGCCGGAGGCAUGGCCAGGCCCCUGGGCGUGGCUCUGGGGGCCCUUGUGGCUCUCUUGGUCCAACAUUGGAGGGCCGUCCAACUGGCCAUCUCUCUGCCACUCCUCAUAUCUCUGCUCUAUUGCUGGAUGAUCCCGGAGUCCCUCAGAUGGCUCCUGACCAGAGGCAAGACUAGACGAGCCAGAUUAGUGGCCGGCCAACUGGCCAGACACAAUCUACUCACCCUGCCGCCCACCGCCCACGCCCAGAUGGACCAUCUGGCCGCCCACGUCUACCUGGACGCCCCCUGGGGAAGCCUCCUCACCCUCUUCAGAACUCCUCGACUCAGGAAACACACACUCAUCGUUGUCUUCAUCUGGUUAGCAGUGUCGCUGGCAGACAGCGGAUUCCGGAGCGAACUAGCGGGCCAGGAUGGCCCAGGGCAGCUCAUGAUCCUCCUAGGAGGCCCGGGCCAGCUAGGAUCGCUGCUGGGGGCCGGAGUGGAGGCUGGAGCCGUGGUUCUAGCCGCGGUUCUCACCACCCAGUUCUAUCGAAGGGCCUUUCUCAUCUUCACUCUCAUCCUGGCGGCGGCCCUGUCGCUUGCGGUCAUCUGCGUCUUACAGCUGGUCAAGGAGUCGUGGAUGGACGUCCUCGCCCUGGCUACAGCCUUACGGUUCGUGGGCGUGCUCAUCGUGGGCGGAGCGAGGGUGGGCGUGGGCGUGGUGAGUGUGGAGGUGGCGCCCACUACUGCUCGGGCUUCAGCUGUGGGGCUCUGCGCCGCCCACGCUGCUUUGGGGGAGAUUCUGACCCCGCUUCUCUCUAUUGUGGCUGAGCUGACGUAUCCAUCAGUGCCCUGGCUGACGUCAACAGCGGGGUGCCUGGUGGCAGCGUUGCUGACACUCCUGCUGCCAGAAACUUCCGGCACGUCUCUUCCAGACAUAGUAGACGAGGCGGAGGUCGUCGGAUUGUGUUACGAAGGAGACAUCCUUAAGACGUGCGACGACGGCUACGGCAAGAGCCCUUACUGGGUGAAAGUCGGCGGAGUUAUCGUCAGCCGGAGCGUUUCUGAAGCCGGCCUCAACGACGAUGACGACAGAUUCGCGAGUCUCGAUCGCAAUCCGGAUUCCCAGCUGGUGCCUCACGUCUCCGAACGGGCCACCAAGGCGCUGAAAAAGCUUGAUCAGGGUGCCGGGCCCUCACAGAGGAUGGUUCUCCCUCACGUGCAGACCCGACGAAGGGAACUGAGUUCCCUGUUCACCCGGUCCUCGGGGUCACUGGUGUCAAGCUGUUCCCACAGCUCCGUGGUGUCCCUGGUCGACGUCAGUAAAGUCAAUGGCAACAACUCCGACACCACAGACUCCAAUGACUCUGAAAAUCGUGAUGGAGGCCGCAAACUGAGCCCGGGAGGAGAGGCGUUGCAGACAGGACAAACUCCAGAAAAAGAAGCAACAAAAGUCGAGGAGCAAAGAAAAGCCAAAUUAUCUCCUGGACUAAAUCUUGAUUCUGGAAAAACUAUCGUGCAAACAAAAGAAACGAAAGACAAUCACGGGGAAUAUUCAGAAUAUUCAAAGAAUAGUGUUCAAGAAUAUCCAGCAGUACACGAAGGAAUCUCCAAGAUGAAGACUCACAGCCCAGGGCCGGUGGAGAGUGACGUUAGUAUCUCAGUGUGUUCCCUUCAGUUCAAACACAUCCGGCGACCUGUGAGCCCAACGGACCGUCGCAGGAGAGGGUCAGGUCUAUGCUACUCUUCGUCCUCCGUGUACGCUGCCGAAGGACAGAGAACUGUGAUCCAGGAGUACACGUCUAGGAAUAGUUUUAAGGGAGACACAUCCAGAUCGCGGUACGCCACCCUCCAGAAGGUACCCGAACUCGAGAAGGUGAAUGCGAGACGCACCACGACCCCGUCGUCGGUUCUAAAGGAAUGUAUUAGAAUUGCCCGAAAUAGAGAGAGGCUCAGUGGGUUAAAUCAGCUGCAAGAAGAAGACGUGGGAGAGAACACGUCUUAUAGUCAAGACACAAACACAAAUUCAUCUCAGACGAGCGUCAAUUCGACAGUAACUAGUGAGGUUACCGAUCAGUCUCUUCUUCGAAACUCUCCUGUAUCUAACAGCCCAUCGAUCUCACCCAAUCUGUUUAGUCUAAGCUCCACUUUAGAAUACGAAGCAGCUGGCGGAAGAUCGGAGGCAGCAGACCAUACCCUGAGGUACGACACGCUACGAACAACCAGUGAUCUGUACCACUCUAGGCAGUCCUCCUUCAGGUGUGGCCUUAGCUCCUGGCACGCCCUCUCCGUCGCCACCGCUGCCAUCGACAAACACGAAUCCUCACAGGCAAAAAUCCACCCAGGUAGAGACCUGCCUGCCCACAAGAAUGUCAACAAGUUUGGACAGCAACUAAACACAGGUGACACAUACGAGGAUUUACCAGGUAAUAAAGGUCCGACAGCAAAAGCAAGUCCAACACACCCAAGAGCGCCGGAAACCCCAGCGCUGUGUGUGAGCAGUCCGGAUACCUCGGCCCAAGGAACGACUUCGACAUCAGCAGACGACAAGAGGGACAUGGAAGACAUCGACCACUACAACCCACAGAGACCGUCGGAGGACUGCACAAGCCUGCGUAAGACCAUCAUCAUGACAGACCUCGAUGAAACCGAUCUCUAGUUGCCGAAGGAGAUGAGGUGAUCUUGAUAGCAGCAAAGUGUCAACAAACAUGUUGAAGUGACUCUUACUCUAUAACCUCAAGCUUGCCCUUAACGGAUACAGAAUGUUUGGGAAAAGGAAAAUGGUUAUAGAGAGAGAAGGAAAAUCCUUAACACUCUUACCUUAGUGUCAUGUCUUUGUAUACCGAACUUAUACUCUCCUUCCUCAACCUGUGACGGAACUUUUUGUUAAUA